Molecule: messenger RNA, 3111 nt
Organism: Musa acuminata subsp. malaccensis (wild Malaysian banana)
Lineage: Eukaryota; Viridiplantae; Streptophyta; Magnoliopsida; Zingiberales; Musaceae
Product: ribonucleoside-diphosphate reductase large subunit
Biological process (GO): deoxyribonucleotide biosynthetic process; DNA replication
Cellular component (GO): ribonucleoside-diphosphate reductase complex
Molecular function (GO): ribonucleoside-diphosphate reductase activity, thioredoxin disulfide as acceptor; ATP binding
Source: RefSeq, a predicted model, not a curated record
CUUUCACUCGUCCUCCCGAGUCAGCUCGAGUUGGACUCCAUCCUCGAGACGCGCGCCAAAAAGGUUCGAAAAUGCGGAACACGUAAUGAGUUUAAAUCCGCAGCGCGUCGCUCGUCUCUGCUAGCGGUCGCAUUCAUCGCCCCCUUUCUCCCCCCUUCCAUUUGUUCGACGAAAGUCCGCGCAGAAGGAUCCGGGAUGUACGUAGUGAAGCGGGACGGACGGCCCGAGGCCGUCCACUUCGACAAGAUCACGGCGCGGCUUAAGAAGCUGAGUUACGGGCUCACCCAGGAGCACUGCGACCCGGUGCUCGUCGCCCAGAAGGUGUGUGCCGGCGUCUAUAAGGGCGUCACCACCAGCCAGCUCGAUGAGCUCGCCGCCGAGACCGCCGCCGCCAUGACCGCCAAUCACCCCGACUAUGCCUCGCUCGCUGCGAGGAUCGUGGUCUCUAAUUUGCAUAAGAACACAAAGAAGUCCUUCUCCGAAACGAUAAAGCUAAUGUAUCAUCAUUUCAAUGAGAGAUCUGGACAGGAGGCUCCGUUGAUUGCUGAUGAUGUUUAUGAGAUAAUCAUGAAGAAUGCUGCUCGCUUGGACAGUGAGAUAAUUUAUGAUCGAGAUUUUGACUAUGACUACUUUGGAUUUAAAACUCUGGAGAGGUCAUAUCUCUUGAAAGUAUCUGGCAUGGUAGUUGAGAGGCCACAACACAUGCUGAUGAGAGUAGCUGUUGGAAUCCACAAAGAUGACAUCAAGUCUGUUAUCAGAACUUACCAUCUGAUGUCUCAACGGUGGUUCACUCAUGCUUCUCCCACCUUGUUUAAUGCAGGCACCCCUAGGCCGCAGUUAAGUAGCUGUUUCUUGAUAUGCAUGAAAGAAGAUAGCAUUGAGGGGAUAUAUGAUACGCUUAAGGAGUGUGCUAUAAUAAGCAAGUCAGCUGGAGGAAUUGGUGUUUCUGUUCACAACAUCCGAGCAACAGGCAGUUAUAUCCGUGGGACAAAUGGAACAUCUAAUGGUAUUGUUCCAAUGCUAAGGGUGUUCAAUGAUACUGCUCGUUAUGUUGAUCAAGGAGGAGGCAAGAGAAAGGGUGCAUUUGCCGUAUAUUUGGAACCUUGGCAUGCUGAUAUGUAUGAGUUCCUUGAGCUUAGAAAGAACCAUGGAAAGGAAGAGCAUAGAGCUAGGGACCUGUUUUAUGCCCUUUGGAUUCCUGAUCUCUUUAUGGAAAGAGUUCAGAGUAAUGGACAAUGGUCAUUGUUUUGCCCUAAUGAAGCUCCGGGACUUGCUGAUUGUUGGGGUGAUGAAUUUGAGAAACUCUACCUAAAAUAUGAGGAUGAGGGCAAGGCCAAGAAGGUUGUUGCAGCACAGAACCUUUGGUUUGAGAUCCUUAAAUCUCAGAUUGAGACUGGAACACCGUAUAUGCUCUUCAAGGAUACUUGCAAUAGGAAAAGUAAUCAACAGAAUCUUGGUACCAUUAAGUCUUCAAACCUAUGCACUGAGAUUAUUGAAUACACAAGUCCUACUGAAACAGCCGUGUGCAACCUGGCAUCCAUUGCUUUACCACGGUUUGUCAGGGAGAAGGGUGUCCCACUAGAGUCACAUCCAUCCAGGUUGGUUGGUAGUAGUGGAUCAAAGAACAGAUACUUUGAUUUUGACAAGCUUGGUGAGGUUACUGCAAUAAUAACCGAGAAUCUCAACAAAAUAAUUGAUGUGAACUACUAUCCAGUUGAAACUGCAAGGAGAUCAAACCUACGACAUAGGCCAAUAGGAAUUGGUGUUCAGGGUUUGGCUGACACUUUCAUUUUACUUGGCAUGCCUUUUGAUUCACCUGAGGCUCAGCAGCUGAACAAGGAUAUAUUUGAGACCAUAUAUUACCAUGCUCUCAAGUCUUCUUCUGAAAUUGCUAUUAGCAGUGGUCCUUAUGAGACUUAUCAAGGAAGUCCAGUAAGCAAGGGAAUUCUCCAACCUGACAUGUGGAAUGUUACUCUUUCUGAUCGAUGGGAUUGGGCUGCAUUAAGGGAAAUGAUAUCAAAGAAUGGUGUCAGAAACUCUCUUCUUAUUGCUCCUAUGCCCACUGCUUCAACUAGUCAAAUUCUUGGCAACAACGAGUGUUUUGAGCCAUACACAUCCAACAUCUACAGUCGCAGAGUUUUAAGUGGGGAAUUCGUUGUGGUGAAUAAACAUCUCCUGCAUGACUUGACUGAGAUGGGUCUAUGGUCACCUGCUCUCAAGAACAAGAUAAUUUAUGAGGAUGGUUCUGUUCUCAAGAUUCCUGAAAUUCCAGAUAACUUAAAAGCAAUUUACAAAACUGUUUGGGAGAUUAAACAAAGGACUCUAGUUGACAUGGCUGUUGAUCGUGGGUGUUACAUAGAUCAGAGUCAGAGCCUUAAUAUCCACAUGGACCAGCCAAAUUUUGGGAAGCUAACAUCGCUGCACUUCUAUGCUUGGUCCAAGGGUUUGAAAACUGGAAUGUAUUAUUUGCGUUCUCGUGCUGCUGCGGAUGCAAUCAAGUUUACUGUGGACACUUCUUUGCUCCAAAAAACAACUAAGCCGGUGGAGGAUGAUGAUGUCGAAGCCAAAAUGGCACAGGUUGUUUGUUCCUUGGAAAACCGUGAAGAGUGCAUGGCAUGUGGAAGUUAAGAUGUAAUAUUCCAGCAGCAGAUGUUUUCAGUCUCUAACUGAAACACCAGAAGCAGAAGCAGAAGCAGAAGCAGAAGCAGAAGCACCAUGAUGAAAAGUAAGAUACUCAUCUACAGCUUUGGGCUCUCCUGGUGUCACUUUAGGGUUGCUUGAUGGGAUCAAAUGAAGGCUCAUGUGUGUGUGUGUGUGUGUGUUUGUUUAUUAGUGAAUUUGGAUGUGUUAUUUGUUUAGAGCUACUAUCUAAUAGCUAAUGUCUUGUUUGGAUAGUUCUGCAUAAACAAGAUAGACCAACUCAGGUGCAAAUGAAGGCUCAUGUGUGUGUGUGUUUUAGUGAAUUUGGAUGUGUUAUUUGUUUAGAGAUACAAUCUAAUAUCUAGUGUCUUGUUUGUAUAGUUCUUCAUAAACAAGAUAGACUGCCUCAGGUGCAUAUGAUGGAAUGCCACUGGUCCUUUAAAUAGACUUGAAAUUCUAGUCCUGUAUCAA